This is a messenger RNA of Naegleria lovaniensis, 741 nucleotides long. RefSeq lists its product as uncharacterized. The transcript has a single exon. Gene Ontology annotation, molecular function: protein kinase activator activity. Bases 1 to 741 code for a protein of 246 amino acids. NCBI's taxonomy places the organism in Eukaryota, Heterolobosea, Eutetramitea, Acrasida, Naegleriidae. Gene Ontology annotation, cellular component: nucleus; cytoplasm. Gene Ontology annotation, biological process: signal transduction; positive regulation of protein phosphorylation. The record is from RefSeq and is a predicted model, not a curated record.
AUGUCCAACAUUGUUGAAAAUCUCAAACAAGCACUCAAUCCCAACAAGACCUUCCGUCCCAAACAUAAAUUCAUCAAAGGUUCCUCUCAACACACACUCCACAAAUACAAGAAGGAAACUCUCGGAAGUGGUGAUCUAACAGCAGCAGUCAAGUUACCCGAAGACGAAAAUUUAAAUGAAUGGUUGGCCAUCAACACGGUUGAUUUCUAUAAUACAACAAAUUUAUUGUAUGGUAGUUUGGGUGAAUAUUGUACAAGAGAUACAUGUCCUGUCAUGUGUGCAGGUGAUAAAUAUGAAUAUCAAUGGAUGGAUGGUAAGGAUUACAAGAAAGCUACCAAAGUAUCUGCUCCCGAUUAUGUUUCCUUGUUGAUGGACUGGAUUUGUCAACUUGUCAAUGAUGAGAAUGCAUUUCCAAGUGAUCCAACCAAAUUUCCAAAAUCCUUCUUGACCAUUGUAAAGACUAUAUUUAAGAGAAUGUUUAGAGUCUAUGCUCACAUGUAUUACAAUCACUACAAGGAUGCCAAACAAUUGAACUUGGAUAGACAUUUAAAUACUGCUUUUAAACAUUUCAUGUGUUUUGUGAACGAAUUUGAUUUGAUUGAUAAGAAGGAACUCGAACCACUCAAAGGAGUUAUUGCUGAUCUGCUUGGCAAGUCAUCGGGGGUUGAUAGCAGUAGUGUCGAUACGAAUUUAUCGGCCAUGGGAGGAGGAAGCGCCUCUUCACCAUCCUCGGACCAAUAA